CUCUUGCAUUUAAUCACACCUCAAUUUCAUACAAUCUAUAAGUCUCUAUAUCCUCUAAUUCCUUGUUCAUUUUUUUAACUAAAAAGGCUACAAUGGCAGUGACUUUUGAGAAAGAAACUACAACUUCAAUCCCACAAGACAAAGUUUUCAAGGUCUUUGUUCUUGAAUCCGACUCCAUUAUCCCCAAAAUUAUUCCUAACAUGAAGGUCGAGUUCGUACAAGGAAAUGGAGAGCCCGGAACCAUCAAGAAAACAACCUUCGGUGAAGGCGGUGAUGCAAAGUACAUAAAGACCAAAGUGGAAGCAACAGACAAAGACAAUUUCACACACAGCUACAGUAUUUUCGAAGGCGAGCCAUGGAUGCCCGAACUCGAAAAGACAACCUUUGAAAUCAAAGUAGAAGCUUCUGCUGAUGGAGGAUCUGUUAUCAAGAGCACCAGCAAGUACAUUCCAAAGCCGGGCUGUGUGAUCAGUGAAGAAAAAGUGAAGGCUGGUUCAGAAAAAGCUUUCGGCAUGUUUAAGGCUAUCGAAGCUUAUGUCUUGGCUAAUCCUGAUGUUUAAGAAUUGGUGUUUCAUGUUUUUUUUCCCCUGUUGUUUUGUAUCUUUUGAUUGCUUCACGGUCUGAGAAUAAAAGCUCAUAAUAGAGGAUAUUUUAUGUCCUUUAUUUAGCUUAUAAUAAGUGUAAUGUGAUUUUGUUAUAUGAAUGAUUAUUUCUUGUCGAUUUUGAUA
Molecule: messenger RNA, 728 nt
Organism: Mercurialis annua (annual mercury)
Lineage: Eukaryota; Viridiplantae; Streptophyta; Magnoliopsida; Malpighiales; Euphorbiaceae
Product: major allergen Pru ar 1-like
Exons: 2
Coding region: 93-560 (155 amino acids)
Biological process (GO): defense response; abscisic acid-activated signaling pathway
Cellular component (GO): cytoplasm; nucleus
Molecular function (GO): signaling receptor activity; abscisic acid binding; protein phosphatase inhibitor activity
Source: RefSeq, a predicted model, not a curated record